GUUCAACACAAAUGCAACAUUCAAUUAUCCUAUUCAAAUCUAUUGAGGAUUGCUUUAAAAACAGUCCUUCGAAUCUCCUAUAGCGGCGAACGGAUGGCAAUUUGUUGAAAAUAUUCCUCGCUCUAUUGGCAAAGUUUCUGAUUAUUGUUUUUGUGGCUUAAUCAUUUCUUGACAAAAGAUCUCGUUUGGAAGUCACCUUUAAUGUAGGCGUGGCCUAAAGGGUAUUUGACAUCAUAGCUAGCAUCUGGUCGGCAGCUAGCCUAGAUUCGUUUGAAAACAGCACAAUACGCCUCAAAUUUGUAAUUGCUUCAAAUUAGUUCUUAAGGACAACCAAUCGGAACAUAGUUCGAGAAGCAUUGAGCAGGGCUUUGCGGGCGCAAACCACCGUCCAUCCGUCUACAGAGAAAAAAAAUACGCGCCAAGCGAAAUUCAUUCAUUGGAGUGAUCGGUGUAUGGUAAAUAUGAGCAGACGGCCGAGAUGAAGACCCAGAAUUUACGCACGAUCUUGCUAACGAUUUGUUCCCUGUCUUAUCUGCUUGUCGGGGCGGCUAUUUUUAGUGCUCUUGAAUUUGACUACGAUCAGGAAAUGCAGAAAAGUAUGAAAAAGAUCCACAAGACGCUUGUAAAGAAGUACAACAUUAGUGAGGAGGAUGUGAAAUUGUGGCUUAAAUACCUGGACAAUAAGGCGAAUAUCGACGCGGAUCUUUAUCAGUGGAGCUUUGCCGGUUCGGUGUAUUUUGCUACCACGGUUAUUACAACUAUAGGUAAGGUGAAUUUACUUGGCUAUCAAAGUGGGGGCGAUAUGUUGCGUUUAAUCCUCGCCAGAAAUUAGCUUGAUUGGACGCAAUACUCACAAGGUAGAUAGCAAUUAGUACCGCGUUAUGGAGCAAAGUCUUUUAAAGUGAGCUCAUAAACUAGACUGGCACCUGUUUGGACACUCGUCAUUGACUAAGUAUUAUAGCUAUAGCACGUAGUUUCGUCUUAAAGCACUAAGUCAAGGCCUGCACUUGUAAAAGAAAGGAGGAAAAGACACCUUCUUAAGCGAAAUUCAAAGGAAACCAGUCCGCAUUGUCGCAGAAACACGUCCCAACCCGCUUCCUUAAGCUAUUUCCGCGAAAUAAUUGAACUACGAUACAAGCAAGAAGGGAUAUUUCCUUUUCGAAGUUUAUUUCUCAUAAUAAACAAACGCCCGCGAGAAAUGCGUAUAUUGUCGAAGUUUGAGAGCUUUGUUCAAAUAUUUUGUACAUCCACAUGCUUAAAUUUGUACUAACUUGAAGUUCUGUCUCGAUAUAUUUUUAGGUUAUGGCCACACUGUCCCCAAAACAGACCGUGGAAAAAUAUUUUGUAUGAUAUACGCGGCGGUGGGGAUCCCUCUCGCACUUACGAUGUUUCAAGCUAUCGGCGAGCGUCUUAAUACCUUCCUAGCGCAUAUGUUUCGUCGGGUGAAGAAAAAAUUUGGGAUGAAAAACACUGAAGUUUCGAACACAGCAAACAUGGUGGUUCUGUUCGGAUUGUUUUGUAUGGUUGUUACCGUUUGUUCGGGCGCUUUCAUAUUCUCACAUUACGAAAAGUGGACGUAUUUUCAAUCACUCUACUAUUGCUUCAUAACCGUAACAACCAUCGGUUUUGGAGACUAUGUGGCGUUGCAAGACCCUCAACGAUUCAACGACACCUACGUGGGUAUAUCCCUUCUUUUUAUCUUCUUUGGUUUAACUAUCGUAGGAUCAGUGAUGAACCAGUUAGCAUUGAGACUAUUAACUGCUAGCCAAACCAAAGAACCUACGGAGCAACUUAUCCACGAGGGGCCUCGGUGCGACAAGUGCGCGUCGUUCCGCUCUAUCCACAACUUUGAACAAUUCGAGCCGUAUUUGGAUAAUUCGUCCACGUUACUUAAGAACUUCGAAGAAGAAAUUUCGUUUACGACGUACAAAGGAUUACACAGAAAACGGGCGUCAAUUUGAUGCCGUUUACAUAUUCAAAAAACGUGAUGCAACAGUAUUAUCCGGAUAGCUUUAAUCAAAACGGUGAGAGAAUUUUUCAAGAUAUAGAAUAUUUUUCGACAAAAUAAACAGAAAAUUAAUUUUCGUAGUUUGAUUAGUUACGCAGAGGCCCGUCUUUCUCACUUUGCAGAAGAUUAAAAGGGAACUUGAUUUAAAGCGUACAUUCAUGGCAUAUAAAUGUUAUAAGCGGGUAAGGGAUGUAAACUCGCUGCAAUAAACCCAAAACAACCACAAUUAUAAUUGGUAGAUUUUUAGUUGUUAGCAACACGUUUAAGACUAAGAGGCGAUUUCAAUGUGGUGAGUAACGUGGCAUGAUUAUUUAAAAUGCGGUGAAGAAUAUAGAUAUGAAAUUUAGGAUACUUUUGAAAGUAAAAAUCGCGUACACGAUAUUAUUCACGUCGUACUUCGAUAUUUCCCUCACCACCUGUUUACCACAGCAUGAAAGUUUAAUUAAUGAAAUUCAUUUGUAUUUGGGCAAAUUUAUCUCACACCAAAAGAAAAGAAAUACCGCGCGAAGUAGCCUGACAAGGCUCACAGAAAAAUAACGGAAUAAACGGCAAUAGUUUUUUCGCCUGCUCAGUUAGGUCAUACUUAUGAGAGAAAGACCGUUUAAACAGGAAAACAAAUAUGCUGCGAGGCACGCCCGAUGUUAACAGAAUCAGGAGAUAGUUUUGUGAAUAUUUUAUGUAUCUCUUUUUUUUUCACACAAAUGAGCGUCUUUCUUC
Messenger RNA from Porites evermanni, 2725 nucleotides. The record is from the annotation of a GenBank genome assembly. NCBI's taxonomy places the organism in Eukaryota, Metazoa, Cnidaria, Anthozoa, Scleractinia, Poritidae.